This is a messenger RNA of Emericellopsis atlantica, 1203 nucleotides long. RefSeq lists its product as uncharacterized. NCBI's taxonomy places the organism in Eukaryota, Fungi, Ascomycota, Sordariomycetes, Hypocreales, Bionectriaceae. The record is from RefSeq and is a predicted model, not a curated record. The annotation marks the transcript as partial. The transcript is spliced from 2 exons.
AUGGUCCCGGCCAACCAUGUUGGCGAACUUGUGGCAGAGCACGAUUAUUCCCUCUUCUCAGCGUACCUCGACUUGGACCGCAUCAUUUCAACCUGGCACGAACAUCCCCUAAAGUCUUGGAAUUUGCAAUUCGCACCGCAGGACGUGCCACACCCGGAACCUGGCCUUCCCAUUAACGAAGCGGCACUGGAAGUUUACACUUUGCCCUUGGACGACGCCACCAAAGCCCUUUUGCGGGAAAUCAAUGAGGCGAGGACUAUAUGUCGGUCGCGCCGACCGUACAACAAGGCCAGAUCAGCGAGUCCCACACAAGACACAAAGCCGGCGAUCGAGACUGAGAUAAAGGACGAUAUGCAGCUCAAGGACGGCGAGUGGCUAGAGUGCGAGUGCUGCUUCGAAGAGGUCGCGAUUGUGUCGGUGGUCCAUUGCAACGGAGAAGAUAUACACUUCGUCUGUAUUGGCUGUGCCCGACGGAAUGCUGAAACGCAGAUUGGCCUUUCGAGACAUACUCUUCACUGCUUGUCGAGUGAUCAAUGUGAAGGCGGUUUUGACGAAAGCCAACGUCGGUUAUUCCUCGAUGAAAACCUGACCAAAGCCCUGGACCGCAUCGAAUGGAGCAACUCGCUGCAGGCGGCUGGGAUCGAGGGCCUCGCAACCUGCCCAUUCUGCGAGUAUGCCGCGGAGUAUCCGCCCGUCGAGGAGGCCCCAGUCUUCCGAUGCGAAGCGCCAAGUUGCCUGCAGCGGUCGUGCCGCAAAUGCAACAAGAAGGAUCACGAGCCCAAUGGUUGCGAGGCCGAGUAUACGGACGCCGACCUCGCGGCACGAAGGAAGAUCGAAGAGGCGAGGACGAAAGCGCUGAUCCGCAAGUGCAAUAAGUGCAGGACCCCCUUUAUCAAAGACAUGGGGUGCAACAGAAUGUGUUGCACGAAAUGCAGAAACCAACAGUGCUACCUCUGCGGCGCGUCGGUGAACGACUACUCGCACUUUGGAAACGGAUCGUCUCAGUGUAUACUGUGGGACGAGAACAUACAGAGUCGGCACGACGACGCCGUUGAAGCGGCCGAAAGAACGGCCCGCGCGAGGGUAUUGGCCCAAAGCAAGGGCAGCAUCAGCGAGGAUAAGCUCAAGAUCAACAUGGCGAAAGCCGUUCAGGAAGACGAUGAAAGGAGACGCAUCAGGACACAGCGAGGCGCGCAGCCCUUU